UCCGUGGCUUUUUGUAAUUCCCUCACCGGUAAUUCCAAUUGAGGAUAUUCUGGAAGAGGCUGCUGCGAAAGAGGCACAGGUAAGUGGUGGUGACACGGUGGAGAUGGAGACAGACGAUGAAGGCGAGAUCGAGAUGGAGGAUGAGGGUGGAAGCAGUGGCCCACCGGUUAGGAAGAUAGAGGUGGAGUCCGGAGGGUCUCGGCUGACACGGGAGGAGAAGGGGAAGGCAUUGGUGAUCGAGGAGGAACCUGCGGUGGUGGUCCCUAUCUUUGAUAGACUAGCCGAUGAUCUGGGGGUGGAGUCGACUUGGCAGGUCUCUUUUUUAGACUAUGAGGAGUUCGUGGAGGAUGAGGAUGUUCUUGAGGCCAAGAUGGAGGAGCCAGGGAUCGCAGCGAUGGUGUUUGAGGCUCGCGUGCGGGAAGUAGAGCGAGAAGAGCUAUUACGGAGCUUGGAACCGGAGGGAGAUGAGGUGUUAAGGGAGUUUGAGCGGGAGGCCGCGGAAGCUGAGGUUGUGCCGAGGGUGUCGGUAAUGCAAGAGGCUCAAAAGGCCGCGAGGGUGGAUUUUAAUGCGGUGACGUAUGCACCGAGAGCACACUUCUUUGUUCCUCAGUUGCUGGAUCCUUACAAGCCGACUUGAAAGACUUAUGACAAGAGCUCGUUCUUGCGAGACCAGACCUUUCACUUGAGGGAGGGCUGCUUGGAGGUAUUUUCAUUGACCUUACUUUGUCGAUUUCAAUUUACCGAGUUAGCAUGUAUUAAUCGAAGCAUGAGUUCAAUUCACACAUCGUAUGCUUGCUAAAUAGAAAUGAACAAAUUAAUGAAAAGCGAUAAGUGUCAUUAUCCUUAAAAGAUCAUUCGAAGGGUUGCCUUUGCAUGAUUUUUUUCAAGUUUGAUAACAUUCAUCGCGCCAGAAGAUUGAUAGUUUUGAAUGCCCAAUAGCACUUUAGACUGAGGACUCUAUCUGUUUCAAUGCCGAGAAAGGCUACGCUAACCGGCUUUGGAGGGUUCGUUCAGUCCUUGGAGUUCUAUAGGGAACUCCCUAGCGUGGUUCAAGGGUUGGUGGAUGCUGCGGGGUUCGGUACGUUCGUUCAGGUCUUGACAACGCCUAUUCGAAACAACCAUGCUUUGCUGACAGCCUUGGUGGAGAGGUGGUGGGAUACCACUAAUACCUUCCACCUCCCACAUGGGGAGAUGACAAUCAUGCCACUUGACUUUGCGGCGAUUACAGGUUUAAGAGUGGGCGAUGACCCAAUCCCCUUCGACAUGGGCCUUGCGAAUGAUGAUGUGGCUCUGCAAUGGUUCUUGGGCUUCGUGCCUAGAGUGGAGAAUGGCUCGAUCAUGUAUGCGAGUUUGAGGCGGCGGUGGAACCAUGAUCCUGCUAGUGAUGAGGAGGCCGAGCAAAUGGCUAAAGCUUACUUGCUGUACCUUUUUUGUGCUUCUUUAUUUCUGAACAGGCACAGCCGGGUACACGUGUCCUUCUUGCCGGCCUUGCAGCAUUUGCAAACAAUUGGUUGUUUUGACUGGGGUGGUAGCGCUCUUGCGGCUUGUCAUAGCUUUAUAGGAGCUGCUUCUCGAGGUGUUUCUACCGCAGCUAAUAGGUACUAGAGGAUCUGGGAGCUUUGGGCUUACGAGGUGUUAGGGAUGUAUCCCCCAGAGGUUACAGGACCGGUCCAGCAUCUGAUGCUGCAGGUUUCACACUAUUGCUUGCCCAACACACUGAAGAAGCACAAGGAUGUGAAGCUAAGUGCCUACCGAGCUUUCUUGGAUGGGAUGACCGGCGCGUUGAUACACUAGAACCUUUGGGAUGGGCUCGACGAGCCCUACCUAGCACGAAGUAAGGAGGUCACUCGAGGUCGAGUAUUGCUUGAGUCACCUUAUGGGUGGCAAUGGUACUUUGGAGAGAUGGUGACUCAAAAGUCACUUCGCUUGCUGGCAUUCCAGGUACCUGCUCCACCUCUGGCUUACUUGCCAUGUCCUUGGGGGUACACCGUUGCAGAGUUGGAGAGGUUCAUGGUGUUGGAGACUGACCUUUCUCUGUACUUACGUCCUACUGAGGAUUAUGUUUCUUGGAGAGAGAGGCACCUGGCUGGUCCCCUAAGGCUUGUUGAGUUCCGACAAGUCAAGUUCAGUGCCACUACAGCGAGGAGGAGAGCGAAAGGUUAGGGUAGUGCCCCAAGGCAGGCUCGAGGUGGCAGAGGUGAUGCCAAGGUGGUUGGAGGGCUCCCAGAGCUGUCGUGGGAGAUUGAGGUGAUGGCACCUUCGGGGGCUCAGAGAGUGAUUGACUUGCCGCAACUGGACGAGCCGUUUGAGCCAAUUAGUUACCAGGUGCCGGUGGAGUGGGCGGAUAUGGCGCGUCGCCGAAUUCUUGCAAUGGAGAACAUGUUGCGACUAGCCGCCGUAGGUCACUCUUUGCCCAUGAGGCGGCCGAGUGAGCCUCCUGUGACUUAAGUAUUGCUUAUCAUUGGUUUUGCUUUUUGAUUUCCUAAAUUAUGGCUCUUGAAUCUAUUCUUAUAUUUGCGUGUUCAUGCAGGGCCCUCCUUCCAAGACUAGCAGGCCUGUCGGUCGCGAGGCACAGAGAAAGAGGGCGGAAGACACUCUGGCGGCAUCUUCGAGGAGCUCUCAGAGAGCGGUCACCUCAUCGAGAGGCCAGAAGGCUACGAAGCCCUUGGCAAAGGAAAGUGAAGAUAGCGAGGAGAGCGAGGAGGGAUCCGACGAGAGCGUGGAGGCCUCGAGUCCUUCAACGGUCACGCCGGGUCCAUCGUGCCCGGGGUCUCUUUAUGGAGAAGACAAAGAUGACAAUGACAACG
This is a messenger RNA of Rhododendron vialii, 2807 nucleotides long. RefSeq lists its product as uncharacterized. Bases 104 to 637 code for a protein of 177 amino acids. The transcript has 4 exons. The record is from RefSeq and is a predicted model, not a curated record. NCBI's taxonomy places the organism in Eukaryota, Viridiplantae, Streptophyta, Magnoliopsida, Ericales, Ericaceae.